AUGGCACGCACGAAGCAGACGGCGCGCAAGUCCACCGGCGGGAAGGCGCCGCGCAAGCAGCUGGCCACCAAGGUGGCCCGCAAGAGCGCGCCGGCCACGGGCGGCGUGAAGAAGCCGCACCGCUACCGGCCAGGCACCGUGGCGCUGCGCGAGAUCCGGCGCUACCAGAAGUCGACGGAGCUGCUGAUCCGCAAGCUGCCGUUCCAGCGCCUGGUGCGCGAGAUCGCGCAGGACUUCAAGACGGACCUGCGCUUCCAGAGCUCAGCUGUCAUGGCGCUGCAGGAGGCGUGCGAGGCCUACCUCGUGGGGCUCUUCGAGGACACCAACCUGUGCGCCAUCCACGCCAAGCGCGUCACCAUCAUGCCCAAGGACAUCCAGCUGGCGCGCCGCAUCCGCGGGGAGCGGGCCUAAGGCUCACGGGUGCCUGACGUCUCACUGCUGUAACCCAAAGGCUCUUUUCAGAGCCACCUCCCUGGUCAGAAAAAAGAGCUAUAACAAAAGGCUCGUCCUGGGGCUAGGGGGAUUCUGGGUGGCUGUGACCUGAGGCUCUUUCCAUUUCCAGAGCCACCAUCCUGGUUGGUAAGAAGGGCUGUGAUGAACCAGGUUGCAGUCUCUGGGCAGCCAAGGAUCAGCACAGCCUGGUUUACAGUAUGCUUGUGUCUGGAAGGCAGGGUUGAGACAGGUUCUCCUUGGAUCCCACCCCAGAUGACUACAAAAGCCAGGCAGGAUUGGGCCAGGCCCAAAUCCAGGAGCCUGCAGCUCCAUCUGGGUCUCAUUUGGGUAGCAGGGCUGUUAGCGUUGGCCAGGAGGAGCUGGAUUGGAAGCAGAGCAGCGGGGAGUGCUGUGCGCCUAUGGUGCGGUGUUGCAGCUGUGGGCUUGAGCGGCAUCUUGGCCCCUGGCUGUUACAAGGCUAUUUCAAGGGUCUGUUCUGGCACAGCGGGUUAAGCCAUAAUUGCAAUUCUGGCAGCCUGCAAUGGAUGUGCCACUUUACAUGCAGGCUGCUCAGCUUCAGACCCUGCUUCCUGCUAAUGUGGCUGCCAGGGUGUCACAGGAUGGCAGGUGCACGAGUCCCCACCACCUAUGUGGGACACUAGACCUGGCUAUUGAGGCCAUCUGGGAGGUGAGCCAGCUGAUGGAAGGUCUCUUGCUCUGCCUUUCAGGAUAAAUUUUAAAGGCUGGUUGAUAGCUUUGGGAUCUGCAUGGAAGGAAGGGCUACACUUCCGGGAAUGGAGAGGCCUACUUCCGGGGAAGAAAGUCCUUGUCAAGGUCCCUGCAGGUGCCUAAAGGUCAACCAGUGAGGAUCAGACCCGCCUCAACCUUUAACUCCCAUGCCCUGAAUCUAUAAAAGGAGCUCUCCCAAUCUCUGACACGCGACUCCCCCGGCCCCCACUCUGUUGCUCUGUUGGGGCUGUGGACCCUCGCCUGGGAGCAGAACCCCAAUAAA
This is a messenger RNA of Lepus europaeus (European hare), 1444 nucleotides long. It is a transcript of the gene H3-4, whose product is annotated as H3.4 histone, cluster member. The transcript has a single exon. The record is from RefSeq and is a predicted model, not a curated record. The coding region runs from base 1 to 411 and encodes 136 amino acids. Gene Ontology annotation, molecular function: DNA binding; protein heterodimerization activity; structural constituent of chromatin. Lineage: Eukaryota; Metazoa; Chordata; Mammalia; Lagomorpha; Leporidae. Gene Ontology annotation, cellular component: nucleosome.